CAGCAGGCACAACAAGUACAUCUAGCAGCCAUGCAGGCACUGCUGUUCUACACUGUGGCGUCCCUAGCGGCGAUGGCAGCGGGCGAAGCGCCCUCCACCAGCUACGGCGCACCCUCCCGCCAGCUGCCAGGCCAGCCCCAGCGGCUCCAGGCGCAGCAGAAGCAGCAGCAGCAGCCACAGGCCUUCGCCCAGUCGCAGGCGCAGCCGUCAUUCGCGGCCCCGCUGCCAGUCUCUGGACUUUCCGCAGGCAGCUUCCGCCCACAGUUCUUCAUUCCAGCACAGGACUUCUCUCGCCUCACUGACUCCUACCACCUGCCCACGUUCACUACUUCCGCCCCCACCACCACUGAGGCUGCCACCACCACUACUGAGGCUCCUUACAACUAUGGCAAGGCGGAGCUGCGUGAGGCGGAGGAGAGCGGCGUGUAUUACGUGCUGCAGCCAGAUGGCCGCCUGCAGCGCAUCGCCUACGCCCACGGUCCCGCCCCCGUCUCCGCCGCCCCCAAGCAGCAGCAGCGCGCCGCCUCCAGUGAGCUGUCUGCCCUGCAGCAGCCAGCGCUCACCCCCGGCUACCUGGCGCGCUUCCAAUACCAGGACCUGCAUCCUGCUGGCGCUCCUAUCUACUCUUACAAGCAACCAGAGCUUGUGCGGAUCAACUAGGCUCCUUUGAUAUAUUGUGAUGCACAAUAAGCUGUUGCUUUCAAUAUGACAAUCAUGUCAGACAAAUAAUUUGGUUACAAUACUUCCUUUUAUAUUUUAGUUCCUUGUUGACUACUGUUGUAAGACCACAUAAUGUAUAUUAAAUGUUUUUUAUCAUUCAGGAAAUUCUUCUUUAAUAAACCAUAUUAUCAGUGCUUUACGUUUCAAAGAACAUGAUCCUGCAAUGGCAACUUGUGGAAAAGUUAUUAGAUACUGUUAAUGUAGCAUAGUAACUGUCAAAUAAGGCACAGCGCAGUCUCUCCAACUGUAUAGACCAACCAUUAGUUAUCUGACAAUGUAGAAAAACUCAUACAGCUAUUUGAUGAUAAUAUGUAAAAAUAUUUUUUGAAUAAUGAGAAAAAGUUAGUUAUUCUCUUUGAGAAUUGGAAAACUGUGAUUUUGAUACAAGACUGAAAUUAUACAGUAAGAAAAUGAAAAGAAGAAGAUGUAGGACAACAUGGUCAGACACCAAGUAAUGGACUGGAAAGCCAUCUGGUACAGUAUUGUAAAGCAUACAACAUAAUAACUCCAAAACUCUUUAUUUAAAAACAUUGAAUGGUUUUACACAUGGACACGCCAGAAAAUUUCCAUAAGUAACGUAAUGGUUCUUUGUAGGCUUCUGUUGUAAGAUCAUGCAAUGUAUAUUAAUUAUUUUUUAUCAGUCACAAAAUCCUU
Schistocerca gregaria is the source of this 1374-nucleotide messenger RNA. RefSeq lists its product as uncharacterized. The record is from RefSeq and is a predicted model, not a curated record. The transcript is spliced from 3 exons. Bases 31 to 660 code for a protein of 209 amino acids. Lineage: Eukaryota; Metazoa; Arthropoda; Insecta; Orthoptera; Acrididae.